AGGCUAAGAUUGACCGUGAACUUUGAGUAUUGUAGAAUAAUAUCGCGUGCGUCACAAACGCGAAAUCGCGGAGAUAAAAAUUCGUCUCUUCAUAACUGGUCCUCCACUGUACCGAUUCGGUACAAUUUUGUUUCGUUUUCCUACGUUCAUUUCUACGUAUUACGUGACAAAUAAUGGCAAGCAACGCAGCCAGGGCAAUUUUAAAGCAAGGCAAAAGUGUUCUGCUAAUAUGUGACAUGCAAGAAAGACUCGCUAAGGCGAUAUUCGAAUUUGAUAAAAUCACGCAAAAUUCAGCGAAACUGAUAAACGCACUGAAACUUCUGGAUGUUCCUAUGAUUGUUUCUGAACAACACCCAAAAGGUUUAGGAAAAACGGUUUCUGCUCUUGAUAUCUCUGGUGCCAAAGGACCAUUUGAAAAGACUCAAUUUAGCAUGUGUACACCUGAAAUAAACAAAGAGCUAUCUACAAUUUGCUCUGGUCAGAAACCAGAUUCGGUUAUCCUUAUUGGUAUUGAAAGUCAUGUAUGCGUGGAGAACACAGCAAUUGAUUUAAGACAAAAUGGAUUUGAAGUGCACACUGUUGCAGAUUGUUGUUCUUCGCGUACCCAAGAAGAUAGACUAUUGGCAUUAGAGAGGAUGAAGGGAAUGGGAUGUCACAUAGUUACCUCAGAAAAUGUUAUUUUUAAACUAUUGGCAGAUGCAAAACAUAAACAGUUCAAGAAUAUACAAAGCUUGGUGAGAACACCAUCACAAUAUACAGGUCUUGUACCUCUUUCUAAAAUAUAAAUUGUGAUAAAAUGCAAUGUUACUGUGCCAUUUACAAAUGAAUUAUUUUUCUAAUUGAUGGA
Molecule: messenger RNA, 847 nt
Organism: Megachile rotundata (alfalfa leafcutting bee)
Lineage: Eukaryota; Metazoa; Arthropoda; Insecta; Hymenoptera; Megachilidae
Product: isochorismatase domain-containing protein 2
Source: RefSeq, a predicted model, not a curated record